AUGGCCAGCCGACGUAACACGCAUGGAAACAACGAGACCGCGCGCUACACUGCACCGCUGAGCCGCAGAAAGAACCCCAUGACGCGGGGCCGCCCGGGCCACGUGACGGUCACCACCGCCGCCAUUGCCACCACCGCCGCCAUUGCCACCGCCUCUGCCGAACCUCGAGCCCCGAACCGGCCGGACCCGAGCGACGUCGCG
Iphiclides podalirius (scarce swallowtail) is the source of this 201-nucleotide messenger RNA. The record is from the annotation of a GenBank genome assembly. Lineage: Eukaryota; Metazoa; Arthropoda; Insecta; Lepidoptera; Papilionidae.